This is a messenger RNA of Oncorhynchus keta (chum salmon), 2136 nucleotides long. Its product is annotated as WASH complex subunit 3-like. Bases 143 to 775 code for a protein of 210 amino acids. NCBI's taxonomy places the organism in Eukaryota, Metazoa, Chordata, Actinopteri, Salmoniformes, Salmonidae. Gene Ontology annotation, cellular component: WASH complex. The record is from RefSeq and is a predicted model, not a curated record. The transcript has 6 exons. Gene Ontology annotation, biological process: exocytosis; actin filament polymerization.
UAGUGACGUCAGACUUGGGUCACAGUGAAGUCACAUGAGGCGUAAUAAAAUGUCGAUCUCGCUUUUGCAGAUUUUCAGUAAGAUAUUACUAUUAAACAAGGUAAUAGCGAGUUAAUCGAUAGUUUGCCAGAACGAUAAAAACAUGGACGAGGACGGUUUACCGAUUGUGGGAUCAGGAAUAGAUCUGACCAAGGUCCCAGCCAUACAACAGAGGAGAGUCGUUGCCUAUCUCAACCAGUUCAUAGUGCACACUGUCCGCUUUCUCAAUCGUUUUUCGACAGUUUGCGAAGAGAAACUUGCAUGCAUAUCUCUUCGGAUACAGCAGAUUGAAACUACCCUCAGCAUUUUGGAGGCAAAGCUCUCCUCUAUUCCUGGUUUGGAGGAUGUCAGGGUGGAGGGUGUUGGUCAGCGGCAAGCUACAGAGGUUAAUGGUCCAGUCGCAGUUGUGGUCCCAAGUCAACCAGAGACCCCUACAGCUGUGGCUGUGCCAUUGCCACCUCCUGAGGCUUCUCCAAACAUAACAGAACCAAGAGCAGCAGAGGCAGCAGGAGACAGUUGGAUGACUGUGGCCAAGGACCCACGCUAUGCCAGAUAUCUCAAGAUGGUGCAAGUGGGUGUUCCAGUUAUGGCGAUAAAGAAUAAAAUGGUCCAGGAAGGUUUGGAUCCCAACCUGCUUGACACACCAGAUGCACCUGUGCCUGAUGCCGUCAAAAAGAAAACACUGGAUCACGAUGAUGACAGUGACGAUGGCAGUGAGUCAUCUUUCAGCGAUUGAUCUGCUGCCUAUAGGGAACUUCCUUCCCUGUCAUCUGUGCUCCGGGCCUUUUCCACUGUGCUGCUGCAGGGGCACAGAAGGGCGAGAUGCCAGUGUGUGCUUGACAGGCAGAACUACAGUGCUACCAGACAGAAAGUCCCACUUCUGUGGAAGGGAUCUGCAGGGAUGCAUGGGACUUACAAAAACAGGCAGAUUGUUAAGUAGCUGAAAUCGCAUUGUAGAUUGAGUGAAUGUCAACGAGAAAGAGCUGAUAAUGUCUAUGUCCAGGUCAGCCACUGAUCUUAUGAAUGUUAUAUUUUUGUUUCCAUUUCUUCUCCUGAAACAUUUGAUUGGACAUGGUGUGUCUUUAUUUACAUAGUUUAGCAGUAAAACCGAUGGCAUGACAACCAUGGAAAGUACUAACCAGAUAGUCGAUUAGUAAUUGACCAUUAUUUUCUUAAGAUUGCACUGGGCAAACAUGCCUCUGCCCCAUGUCAGUAUCAUGUGAACAUUCCAAUGCCUUUGAAAGAGAUUGUGGGGCGGCAGGUAGUCUAGCGGUUAAUGGCGUUGGGUCAGUAACCGGAAUGUUGCUGGUUGGAAUCCCAGAGCCAACUAGGUGAAACAUAUGUCUGUGCCCUUGGAGCAAAGCACUUAUUGCUCCUGUAAGUCGCUCUGGAUAAGAGUGUCUGCUAAAUGAAAAAAAUGUAAUUGUGCUUUAGUCACAUUUGUUUUGUUAUUUUGACAGUGAUGUCUGCAUGUUACACUUGUGAGGGUGAUAAGUUGUAUCUCAUGUCCAUAAUAAUGUUUGUGAUAACAUUUGAUGGGUACUAUUUUAUACUGCAACUGCUGUAUGAAGGAUGUCAAGCAGAAAUGUUGAGGACUGUUCUCUGGCCGAUUAUUCGUUUUUAAUUGAGACAUUAAGCUGUUGAAAUGUAAAUGUUCCUGGAGUGAACAAUGUGAAGGACAAAUGGUACUGUGUAAGGCCAAAUUAACAGUAGUACCUAAUGUGAAUUCACCUCAAUCUUCUAAAAUGGUGCAUCUUAAUCCCAGAUUUAACCAUGUGUGACUAACCAUGUUAUAGCAAGGCUUUCAGGCCCUUGAUUCCCUCUGCAUUAUGCCUUUAAGUCAAGAGUUUUAUACAACAUCUCUUAUCCAAACAAAUGCUCAGAGAUCCAAUUGAUAUUCAUCUUCACAUUGUUUGUAGUUGUCUCUGGGUAGAACACUGCAAUGAUGGAUUUUUUUCAAUUGAUUAAGAAAGUGGGUAGAUGGAGAGGUGUUAGAAGAUUGGAAAGCCCGUUGUUCACAAGCGCAAGGCAAGCAGCAUUGAGAUCUGAGUGUUUAUGCAGUUUAGCUGUAAAAAUAAAGACCACAUUUUACCUAAA